Molecule: messenger RNA, 1152 nt
Organism: Nelumbo nucifera (sacred lotus)
Lineage: Eukaryota; Viridiplantae; Streptophyta; Magnoliopsida; Proteales; Nelumbonaceae
Source: RefSeq, a predicted model, not a curated record
AUGAAGGCAUCUCUCAAAUUUCGAGAGGAUCAAAAGCCCCUUUUCAGGGCGAAGGUCCCUCUUAGUGUAUUGGGGCUUCCUUUCCAAUCCAGUAUCUCGGCCGGCGACUCCAAGGAGCUCUGCUUGAACCUUGGUACUUUGUUUGAACGGGGGCCCUCCUUCAGGAUCGCUUAUCGCCCCAACGAUUCAUGGAACCCCUUCAGUAUCGUCGUCAAGACCGGAAUUGGAAGCUUCGGUUCUCCUAUUUCUGCCCCCAUGACAAUGAGCGCCGAGUUUAAUCUGCUUGGCCAUGGUAAUCCGAGUUUCUACAUCCAGUUCAAGCCUCGGAUCGGCGACUUCUCAAUCAAGAAAUCCACUAGUUCGCACAUCUCUCUGUCGUCACAGCCUUCGGUUUUCGGCUCAAAAAUCAAGCCAAACGGGAUGAAUGUCGACUCCGAAGUGGAAGACUCGGGUUUGGGCGGGGAGGUACCGAUCGCGAACGGCACUUACAGGCCUGAAAAUGGCGUCUUUUUUCACAAGAAGAUAAAUGGUUUGUUACCGGAAACUCAUGCCACCAAUGCGAUCGACGGUCUGUUUUCGGGAUUAGAGUUUAGCGCAAGCACCGUCCUGCCGGUGAGAAAUCGAGCACUGCUGAAAUUCCGGUGGGGCCUCAAGUUCCCGCCGGAGCUCAGGGCUGCAUUCAUCGAGGACGGGAUCGCAAGCUUUACAGAUCGGAUUUCACUGCGCAAGUUUCCGUUCCUAGCUAUGAAAAAAAUCUCUAUCGAACACGUGGCGGAAGAUGAUCGAAAGAAUGCGACGAAGUGGGGUCCGGGUUCUCUCUUCCAGGCAAAUGCUGAUGUGACCGAAUCGUGCUUCACUAUAAAGCGUCAGCUCGAGGUGAUGCAGGCAGAGAAUCGCUCGUUAAGAAAGGCAAUCGAAGACCUGCUAUCGGAAGUCGGUGCCGGGAAGCAAGCCCCGGGUACUAGAAUCCAGGAAUCAUUGAAGUACAGAGAGACGGAGAGGAGUGGGAGCGGGAAAUCCUCGGGCGAUAGAAAUGAGCGACGGAAAGGGGAGAGAAAGAUACCGGAAUUUGGUGGUGGGUUCGUCACCGGCGAUAAAGGGUUGGAUGGGGAUAUCAAUGCAGAAUUGAAGAAUAUGGGUGGUGCAAUCUGA